ACGAGAAAGAAAGAUUCUUCAUUCUUUCCAGCGGUUUCCUUCUUUGGUUCCAUUCCCAAACACCCCCCCUCUACCCCGCGAAGCAGCAAACCCACCCAAAUCUUCAUGGAGACGCGUCGCGGCUCAGGUGCCGUCCCAAGGGUUCGCCAGGUCGGCUUCUUCACGCCCAACGCACCGCCACAACCUACUGGUCAGCGCGCUCGGACUCAGUCUGCUCCGCUUGAAUCCAACUCGCCUCCGCUGUCCAAUUCUCCCGCCAGCAACUCGCUCUCUCCGGUCAUGAUCCCGCCAUCUCGUCAUCUCUCCGAAAAUAUCGCCACGCGCAGCGCCGCUGUUCCGGUCCCUGGGCGGUCAGCCCCUGGAGAGCACAUGGUAGUGGGGAGCUACAACCCGUCUGAGUUGGUGCUCGAAUUGGAGUCGCCGCCGAGUCGGACUGGUGAUGGUGAGUUCUCCGAGGAGACGGAGUCGAACUUGGGCUGGCUCGGUAGGAGCAACUCCGGGAAAUUCGCUUCUAGUCUUCCGAGCGGCGGUUUCGAUUUGUCACCAGUGAAGCCGCCUGAGAAUGUCGGCGAAGUUGAAGCAAAGAAGAGCAUUCAAGUGCCGGAAAAAUGUGUAGGACCUGUGGAAGGGGUUCGCAGUGAAUUGACUUCAACUUCAAAGCCACAGAAAGCAAAAACAACAAAAGCCGAGAGACGUGCUAAACAGGAAUCUGAUCGAGCUGCCAAAGCUGCUGCGAAAGAGGCAAUGCAAUCAGCUGCUGCUUCUGGGGGAGCAGGCAAACCUGUGAAGCAGCCCUCGCAAAAGAAAGAUGUUCCUCCAGCUGCGCCUUCAAUUGCAGCUUCUGAAAGGAAAGGACCUGAUCGCCCAGCCGAGAAAGAGAGGAAGAAAGAUGUUCCUCCCCCACGUAUGCAAUUUGAUGAUAAGAGCCGUGUGGAGAAGGCAAAAAGGCGUUCAGUGGUAAAUCAAACUGAAGUCAGGAACAGAGUUGAAUUGUUUCGCCAUCUGCCCCAGUACGAACAUGGAACACAGCUUCCCAAUUUGGAGUCUAAAAUUUUCCAUCUGGAUUCAAUACAUCCUACUGUAUACAAGGUUGGGUUACAGUAUUUGGCAGGAGAUAUAACUGGUGGUAAUGCACGCUGUAUUGCAAUGCUUCAAGCAUUUCAGGAAGCUAUUAGAGAUUAUUCCACACCACCAGAAAAGACCCUCAUUAGAGACUUAACUGCCAAAAUUAACAGUUAUGUUUCUUUUUUGACUGAAUGCCGGCCACUUUCUAUGAGUAUGGGAAAUGCAAUUAGGUUUCUGAAGAUUCACAUUGCAAAGUUACCUUUAAAUCUCUCUGAAUUGGAAGCAAAAGCUGCCCUUUGUUCGGACAUUGACCGUUUCAUAAAUGAGAAGAUAGUGCUUGCUGAUAAGGUGAUAGUUAGACAUGCUGCAACUAAGAUAAGGGAUGGUGAUGUUCUUCUGACAUAUGGAUCAUCGUGUGUUGUUGAAAUGAUUCUAUUACAUGCCCAUGAAUUAGGGAAACAGUUUCGUGUUGUGGUGAUAGACUCACGUCAGCUUGAAGGUCAAAAGCUAUUGAAGAGGCUGGUAGCAAAGGGCCUGAGGUGUACAUAUGCUCAUAUAGUUGAUGUUUCCUAUAUCAUGCAUGAAGUCACAAGAGUUUUUCUAGGGGCUUCCUCAGUAUUAGCCAAUGGAACUGUAUAUUCAAGGGUAGGGACUGCACUUGUCGCAAUGGUUGCCCAUGAAUUCCGUGUUCCAGUGUUGGUCUGUUGUGAAGCUUAUAAAUUUCAUGAAAGGGUUCAGCUUGAUUCAAUCUGCUUUAAUGAACUAGGUGAUCCAAAUGAUAUUGCCAGGGUCCCUGGAAGACCUGAAGUUAAGCAUCUGGAUAAUUCGACUGACAAAGAAAGUCUCCAACUUCUGAAUUUAAAGUAUGAUGCUACUCCUUCAGAUUACAUCUCAAUGAUUGUCACAGAAUAUGGCAUGAUCCCAACAACUAGUGUGCCUGUCAUCGUGCGUGAGUAUCGGAAGGAGCAUCUGCUGAUAUAGAAAUGUCCACAGCUUGGGCGGGGAUUAUUGGGUAAAGAAAGCUUUUCAUUUACUACAAUUAUGGAUUUAUCAUCUUUGAAAAGAUUUAUAUUGUUUAUAACAUUUCUCUUUAACAGUUAAUCUGAUCUAUAUCUUAACCAUUCUUUACAUUUUAAAUUUAAUGAAUAAUUCUAAACGUC
This is a messenger RNA of Rubroshorea leprosula, 2225 nucleotides long. NCBI's taxonomy places the organism in Eukaryota, Viridiplantae, Streptophyta, Magnoliopsida, Malvales, Dipterocarpaceae. The record is from the annotation of a GenBank genome assembly.